Messenger RNA from Closterium sp. NIES-67, 541 nucleotides. The record is from the annotation of a GenBank genome assembly. NCBI's taxonomy places the organism in Eukaryota, Viridiplantae, Streptophyta, Zygnematophyceae, Desmidiales, Closteriaceae.
GAUAAUCCCCCCGGGUGCCACUCUCAAGUUCAACACCACUGUAUCGCUCGACUGGUGGUACAACAUCACUGUUAUUGCUGCCGACUUCUCUCGUUAAGUCCCUGUACUCUAAGUCUACCAUUGCAGAUGGCUGGCGCUUUCCGACAAUUGUUGUUGUCAGUCAACCGCAUCUGACACUUGGGUUGGAGGACUGGCAUUGUCUAGUCUUGCGUGGAGUCAGAACGGCUUGCUACCAUAUUCUCGUCAAGAUUUUCCGCAGAAAAAAGUGGCAAGGUCUGGCACGAAAACCCUGUGGUAGGAAUGAGAAGCCUAUCGUCCAAAUCCCUGCAAAAGGAACGAACGAAUGGCAGGGUUUGUUAGAGUAGCGGGAAGAAGUGUGACUAGGAAGAGGGGAAGGGAACAGAGCUUAUCUUUGACUUUUCAGAACUCUGAUCUUCACCAGUACCUCUAGCCAACUCUGAAAUCCAGGGUGCCCUGGACCUGGAACUCUGAUUUGCCAGGGUUUUGUGCCUUGUCAGAAAAAAAAACCCUGUCCGCCUAG